CUCCAGUCGCCAUGGUGAACUUCACAAUUCCCCAGCUUCGUGCUAUCAUGGACAAGCCGAAGAACAUUCGUAACAUGUCCGUGAUUGCUCACGUUGACCACGGAAAGUCUACUUUGACCGACUCCUUGGUUGCUGCUGCUGGCAUUAUCUCUAUGGCUUCUGCUGGUGACCAGCGUUUGACCGACACUCGUGCCGACGAGGCUGAGCGUGGUAUCACCAUCAAGUCCACUGGUAUCUCGCUUUACAACGAGAUCUCCGAGGAAGAGAUUCCCGACGCUAAGAUGCCCAAGGAUUCCGCGGGACGUGAAUUCCUUAUCAACUUGAUCGAUUCUCCAGGGCACGUUGACUUCUCCGCUGAGGUUACUGCGGCUCUUCGUAUCACUGAUGGCGCUUUGGUUGUUGUGGAUUCCAUCGAAGGAGUUUCUGUGCAGACCGAGACUGUUUUGCGUCAGGCUCUCGGUGAGAGGAUCAAGCCCGUUCUCACUGUCAACAAGUUGGAUCGUGGUUUCCUUGAGUUGCAGCUCGACUGGGAGUCUAUGUACACCAACUUCUCCAAGCACGUUGAGAACGUCAACGUUAUCAUCUCCACCUACAAGGACGAGGCUAUGGGUGAUUUGCAGGUCUAUCCCGACAAGGGAACUGUCUCUUUCUCCGCUGGUCUUCACGGAUGGGCCUUCACCCUCCCUCAGUUUGCCCGUAUGUACGCCAAGAAGUUCGGUGUCAGUGAGGAGAAGAUGUGCGAGAGAUUGUGGGGUGAGAACUACUUCAACCCUGCUGAGAAGAAGUGGACCAAGGAGGGAGACACUGCCAACCGCGCAUUCAACAUGUUCAUCUUGGAUCCCAUCGGCAAGAUUGUUCAGGCCACCAUGAAUGACCAGCUGGACAAGCUGGAGAAGAUGCUCUCUGCUUUGAACAUCAAGAUGAAGAAGGAGGAUCUCGAGCUCAAGGGCAAGGCUUUGCUCAAGAGAACUAUGCAGUCCUGGAUCCCUGCCCACAAGGCUCUUUUGGAGAUGAUGAUUCUUCACUUGCCUUCGCCCGCCGCUGCUCAGAAGUAUCGUGCUGAGCUGCUCUACACCGGACCUGCUGAUGAUGCUUGCUGCACCGGAAUCCGCGAGUGCAACCCUGAGGCCCCAUUGGUGCUCUACGUCUCCAAGAUGGUUCCAUCGGCGGACAAGGGAAGGUUCAUCGCUUUCGGACGUGUGUUCUCUGGAACUGUUCAGGCUGGUGUCAAGAUCAGGAUCAUGGGACCCAACUACGUUCCUGGAAAGAAGGAAGACUUGAACAUCAAGUCUAUCCAGCGUGUUGUGCUGUUCAUGGGAAGGAAGCAGGACCCCGUUGACACUGUUCCUGUUGGUAACACUUGCGGUUUGAUUGGUAUCGAUCAGUUCCUUGUCAAGACCGGUACCCUCACCACCGCUGAGGAUGGCUACCCCAUGAAGGACAUGAAGUUCUCUGUGUCCCCCGUUGUGCGUUGCGCCGUUGAGCCCAAGAACCCCCAGGAUCUUCCCAAGCUUGUUGAGGGUCUUAAGCGUUUGGCCAAGUCCGAUCCUAUGGUUGUCAUCUCUAUCGAGGAGUCUGGAGAGCACAUCGUUGCCGGAGCAGGAGAGCUUCACAUGGAGAUCUGCUUGAAGGAUUUGCAGGAUGAUUACAUGAACGGAGCACCCCUCAAGAUCUCUGAUCCAGUUGUGUCUUACCGUGAGACUGUCACUGCUGAGACUGAUCAGGAGUGCAUGUCCAAGUCCCCCAACAAGCACAACCGUCUUUACUUCAAGGCUCUUCCCCUCGGAGAGGAGCUCACCAACAUCAUCGAUGACGGACAGAUCACUCCCAGGGAUGAUGUCAAGGUUCGCGGUCGUCGUUUGGCUGAUGAAUUUGGAUGGGAUGUCGACAUUGCUCGUAAGAUCUGGGCGUUCGGUCCCGACAUUGUUGGUCCCAACUUGGUUUGCGAUGCCACCAAGGCUGUGCAGUUCUUGAACGAGAUCAAGGAUUCCGUCGUUGCUGGCUUCAACUGGGUUACCAAGGAAGGCGUUAUUUGCGAGGAGAACAUGCGCGGAAUCUGCUUCCAGAUUCUCGAUGUGACCAUGCACGCUGAUGCCAUCCACAGAGGUGGUGGACAGAUCAUCCCUACCGCCCGUAGGGUUAUGUAUGCUGCCGAGAUGUUGUCACAGCCCCGUCUCAUGGAGCCCGUCUUCCUUGUCGAGAUCCAGUGCCCUGAGCAGGCUAUGGGAGGAAUCUAUUCUUGUUUGAACAGGCGUCGUGGACAGGUGUUUGAGGAGAACCAGCGUCCUGGAACUCCUUUGUACAACGUGAAAGCUUACUUGCCCGUUUCUGAGUCCUUCGGCUUCGACUCCGAUCUCCGUGCCCAGACUGCUGGUCAGGCGUUCCCUCAGUGCGUGUUCGAUCACUGGGAUCUUGUUCUCGGUGAUCCUCUUGCUCCUGGCAAGCUCCGUGAUGAGGUCAUCGCCGGCAUCCGCAAGCGUAAGGGUCUCGCCGUCGAGGUUCCUCCUCUCGACCGCUUCAAGGACAAGUUGUAAACGGAAAGAGUUUGACGUAGAGAUGCGAUGCUCAUGGUAGUUACAUUUUGGUUAUUAAUCUUGAAUCCUGGCUUUUGACGAGAUAGGGACAUCUGCGUUUUUUUGCAGUAGAACCGUCUUCUUAAAGAAAAUAAACUUGAUCUUUCCACC
Guillardia theta CCMP2712 is the source of this 2684-nucleotide messenger RNA. RefSeq names its product elongation factor 2. Gene Ontology annotation, biological process: translational elongation. The record is from RefSeq and is a predicted model, not a curated record. NCBI's taxonomy places the organism in Eukaryota, Cryptophyceae, Pyrenomonadales, Geminigeraceae. The transcript has 10 exons. Gene Ontology annotation, cellular component: ribonucleoprotein complex; cytosol. Bases 12 to 2534 code for a protein of 840 amino acids. Gene Ontology annotation, molecular function: GTP binding; translation elongation factor activity; GTPase activity.